UGUUGAAGUGUACAUUCCUUCACUUCAAAUUAGAAAGUGUAUUUAGUGUAAAUCCUAAACGAUCAAUUCUGCACUAGAUUUUAACAGGUCGAAACCGAUUUAGAUGAGUUGAGUUUUCCACGCCAGAACACAACUUUUCAUCAUAAUGUUUUGUACCGACUGUGGAAAAAAGCUUAAAAGCCACUGGCGAUUCUGUGCGCAUUGUGGUUCUAAAAAGCCAUUUCAGGAUGGAGAGGACACAGGACAUGUCGAAACAAUAGAUUAUGAAGACUUGGAUUUUGGAAGUGAUGCAUUGCCAGAUAAUGUAUUGAUGAACGAUGAUACACUGGUGUCUCAAGAGGACAUGAAAGAAUCCCAGAGGAUUUUGAAGGAGAGUGGCUUUAAUGCGCUGAUGAAAGAGUUCUCUGACAAAAACAAUUCAUGGAAAAAUGUUCAAAUUAAAAUUGCACUCACUGGCCAAACAGGAGUUGGGAAAUCCUCAUUGAUUAAUGCUCUACGAAAUAUGAAAGAGGACGAUGUCGGAGGUGCUAAGAUUGGAUGCACUGAGACAACCAAAGAACCGACCCCCUAUUCGUACAGAGAGAAUGAAAAUGUUGUGCUUUGGGAUUUACCCGGAGUUGGCACGCCAAUGUUUCCUAAAGAAGCAUAUCUUGAGAAGAUUCAUUUCGAAGAAUAUGACUCUGUUCUGAUUGUUUCCAACACUCGUUUCAAAGAAAACGACACGUGGCUCGCACAACAGAUUUCUGUCAAAUAUCCUAAUUCAAAUCUGUUUUUCGUAAGAACGAAAGUUGAAAACGACUUACGCAGGUAUCAAGAGGCGCAUGGCAGGAUAUUGUUUCCGGAAGAAAGAAACCAACUUUGUAAGAAAAUUAGAGAUGAUUGUAUGGAGAAUCUAAUAAAGGAAAAUAUUAAAGAUGCCAGGAUAUUUCUUGUCAAUUCUCACAGAACAAACGAGUUUGACUUUGGAAAGCUACAGAGUAUGCUUAUUGAAAAAGUAUCUUCAUUAAAACGCGACGCGAUGAUCCUUUCCUUAUCCAGCGUUUCAAAUGAUGUUGUAGCCGAGAAAAUACGUGUCUUGGAAGGCAGAAUCGCCCAAGUUUCUUUGGCUGGAGCAUUUGCAGCCAUAAGAUUGUUGAGAAAACUGCUUAAUAUUGUAAGUUUGGAAGAAAAAGAGGCUUCGCCAUCAAAGAUUAGCAGCCUACUAUUAAAACGGCUUGAAUCUAGCGAUUACAAUUUUACUGAACAAGAAAUAAACUAUUUACUUCAACAAAUCAUAUUGACUUAUCUGCAAAGCUGCAAUGCCAAAAUAAAAUUACCAGAAGCUUUUCCAAGCAACCGGCCCGAUCGUCCCAUGCGUCGACAGCUUAGUUCAUACAUGGACCAGGCAAAUGAAAUUAUUGCAAACUUGCCCGAAAAUAAAUCUGAGUAUAACUUGAGAAUUUUUGCUCCAAAUGGCAAUGACCGCGAUGAACAGAUAGAAGCUGUUCUUCAGAGACAGACACGGUGGAACAACGACAGAUUCAACGAUUCGUUAAUCCCAAGAAGGGUGAAUACAAAUAACUUUUUGGUGUUUUCAUUUAGUUGUGCAACAAUUCAGGGAAUCAUUACUCGAUGUAAAAAUAACUUGAAUGGCUCUUCUUUAACACAACGAGAAUUGAACAUUCUCGAUUCAACUUCAAUGAUUGUUUAUGCAACUGCAACCUUAUCACAAGAUAUGUGGGUCGGAUUUGAAGGAGAAAACCAAACAGAACAUAGCACAAUCAAGAUACAUGACGAACCAGUAUUGAUUGUAGCAGAGUACAAUUUUCAAGAAGCCGUCUUUUCUUUUAUCAAGCAAAAUAAUAUAAAAGAACUCUGUAGCGUCAUGCUUGUUGACGACGAGGCGCGCACACAGGGCAAACAAAGGAAUGAUGACGUUUUGCUUGCAUAUGCCUUACCCGGGAAUAUAAUGGAGAAUGCUGAUGCUUUGCUGGAAAGAUUUGCAUUCCGCAUAUUAAAGCGAUUGAUUGAAUCGGCAAGAAUAAAAUUUGACUCGGCGCCUCAUUUAAACGUUGAUAUGGAUGAGACAAUGCUCGUAGUUUGUGACGGUAUUCGUGCAGCGUACAGACGUAGCGAAGUGCCAAGGGAGGAGUGGCCGGUAAUUCCUGAUUUCGACGUUGAAUAUCCUCCAGAUAUUGACAAGAUUAUUUCGACCGUUUUAAACAUUCCGGGAGUAUUCGGAUGCUCGAAGAAACGAGUCGGACUGUUUAUUGACAUCAAAGCCAAUGAUGAGCAUGUCAGAGAAUCAAUUUUGCAAAACGUAAGCAAAAUAAUGGAUGAAAAUCAAAUUCGUCGUGUUGUGUGCCGUGUUUGUACCUUUACACAUUUGAGUGUGAAAUCAGGUGAUCCGAUAGAUGUUCACGGAGCACAAGGUACGCUUGGUGGCUUUGCGGAAAAACGCGAUGCUCUCGUUGAAUCACCCCAAUGUCAAACAACGGAGAUAAGAGGGAAUACAGAAGAAACACUUUAUCUUCGGGACGAAAAUAAAUUAGUUGCUUUAAUAUCCGGACACUUGAGUUUCCCCGAUAGUCCAUCAGUAGCUGACAGGACAAGGUAUUUAACCUCGCAAAAGCAAACAAUCGGUCAUUUUGAAGUUCCGGAUCGGGAAGAAUGGAUUGAUAUGGUAUGUGUUGAAGUUUAUGACGAGUUUAGAGGGGUUUGUGAAACAAAGUUUAGAAAUGAAUACGGAGUUAGCCUUUUUGCAGACCUCUUCGACCACGAAUCGUUAGAGCAUUGGGAAUUCUCUCCUGUGCAUAUUUGGGGAGCUAAGACGUCGCCGGGUUUAGGACAAAUUCUUGAAACAAAUUAUGUAGUGAAUGGAGUACCCGGUAAAUUUAUUGUCAUAUCUGAACGAAAGAGCGACAAGCUUUUCAGCGCACCUGGAGAUAGUGGAUCGAUUGUUUGUGGAACUGACAGAAAAAAGAGCUUUUUAGCCAUUGCGAUGCUGAUAGGAGAAAUACAAAGCAAAGACGAGAAGUCACCAAAUAGAUAUUUAGCAUUGGUUCUCAAAGACGGUCUGAAUCAUAUUGCAAAGAAAUGUGGUUGUGUGUUUAGUCUUUGUAAAGCUAGUUCAUGAAUGCAGUAAAUGUUUUUUUAUAUUGUAAUUAACUUUUAAACAAUGUUUUAACAAAUCCCCUAUCCCCUAGCUAUGCAUUUACUACUACAUACUACUUUAGUUAUACUGUUUUCGCCAAAAGUGAACAAGAAAACAGUAUUCCUGAAUGACAAUUCGAUUGGAAUAUAAACAAGUUUGUGUUUUGUUUUGUUUUACCUAACCGAGACAGACCGUGUUACUUGAAAAGAUGAUGGCAAUUAAAGUUUCAAAGGAAGACGACCAAUAAUAUGCUUAUGUUUAAUUCAGUUUAUGAUGAUUCUUUGUUACUUGAACGAACUAAUCAAACAUAUACACUUUAGGACCAACCAUACUCAUGGCAUGGUCAGCAAAUUGUGACUGCAUAUAAUAUAUGUACUCUUUUAUAUACUAUAUUAUUUAUACAUAUAUAUUAAGAAGGCUAACAAUUGGGAAAUUGGGAAAGUUUGGGAUCAGGCCAUUUUACUUCAUAUAAAUAUAACAAAAGAAACCAAAAUAUGGUACCCUACUGUAUCAUGAUAGUCUUAAAGAUGGGUGUAGUAUUUAUCAUGUUGCGAGGUUAUUUAUCAACAAAAAAUAAGUUGUUGAUGUAACAAAAUAGCAGCAUAAAAAUGCACAUUUUUCUAACUAGAAUUAAGAAUAUUAUAGAUUAUGUUAAUAAGUAUCAUAGUUUUAUGUCAAUAAAGUAUUCAUUUGUCAUAAUGUCAAAUGUCAUUUUU
Molecule: messenger RNA, 3849 nt
Organism: Dreissena polymorpha
Lineage: Eukaryota; Metazoa; Mollusca; Bivalvia; Myida; Dreissenidae
Exons: 9
Coding region: 146-3115 (989 amino acids)
Cellular component (GO): membrane
Molecular function (GO): GTPase activity; GTP binding
Source: RefSeq, a predicted model, not a curated record